Messenger RNA from Haemorhous mexicanus (house finch), 5469 nucleotides. It is a transcript of the gene MAP3K19, whose product is annotated as mitogen-activated protein kinase kinase kinase 19. The record is from RefSeq and is a predicted model, not a curated record. The transcript has 10 exons. Lineage: Eukaryota; Metazoa; Chordata; Aves; Passeriformes; Fringillidae. Gene Ontology annotation, molecular function: protein kinase activity; ATP binding. Gene Ontology annotation, biological process: protein phosphorylation. The coding region runs from base 1 to 4038 and encodes 1345 amino acids.
AUGACGUCACUGCUGCUCUUCGGAUUAAACUCCUGCCAGCCAAAUUCCCCCGGGGUCGGGGGGUUACCUGGGCGACACCGUGUAAACUCAACAGCCGGAGUGCCUGCCGAGGAGCUGCCUCGGGAAUGCCUCCUGCCUGCUCCGCACUCAGGGAAACAGCCGAAAAUAAAACCUAAGGCUGUGCCAUUGCUGUCGAAUUCUUCGCUGGGCAGCGAAAAAAGUUUUCUUUUCAGGUUUCUGGGCAUUAAUACAUUUAAGGACAGUAUGCCUGACAACAAACAAAAUAAGAGGAGGAGCAAAAAAGGUUGUGGAAGUGUUGUUGCUUUUCAGAAUGCAGACAAUAUAAUGGAAGAAAUGCAUCAGUCAGACAAAGCUCUAGGAAAAACCAGCCAAAUUGCACCAACAACCAGAGCAUGGCCAGACCAACAAGUGGCAUGUUUUCCAAGUAGAAAUCAGACAUCAUUACCCAGGAGACAUCACACAUCUUUACCUUUCUCCUCAAAGAAAGAGGACAUGGGAUGUGGCUUUGACUUCAGCUUUCUGCUGCAGACCUCAUGCCCAGAAUCUAACAUUUCAACAGCAUUUAUGGAUUUAGAUACUUUCCAAAUAAUAAAAGCACAAAUGCAACAAAGGUUAACUGUAGCAAUGCUAAAAACCAGGAACAAGAAAUCUGAGUUUCAUUUGCCACCAGUGACAUGUCAGUCUGUAAGAACAAUUCAUCUCGCUCCUCUGAAGGAUGAUAUUGUCAAUGAAAGCAGAAACGUCAAAAAUAUUUUAAAUAUUAUGAACUCUAUUCCUCAGCCUAUAAAACCACUUACUAAAUUUUAUCAGUAUCAGUUAGACAACUUAUUAAACAGGCACAGUGAAAAGUCUUCAGAAUUGAUCAUGGCCACAAUUUCUGACAAGUUCACUCCAGUGAAGGACCUGUACUACUUCAGCAUUAAUAACUGUGAUAAGUACCUCAACAACAAGAAGGAAGAAAUCCAAAGCCAUUUAAAAUGGAGGGAAGCUGAUGCAGCAAUCCACAGUAAGAAGAACCAGGUGAAAUUCCAGUGUUCAGUGGUUUGUGAGAACAUCAAUCUUCUGACCCAAGCCAGGUUCUGGGACCAGAGUCAUCCCCACUUGAGCUCAAGCAAUGCUCUGGUGAACUGUGGCAUGUUUGCAGCCCAGACAGCAUUUACAGUGUCCAGCAACAGCAAUGCCUUGAGAGCUGGCAAUAAGCAAAACAGAGCAGAGAACUGCUGUGGCACUGGUCUGGAAGAAGAAAAUGCUACAGAGACGAUGCUGGAUUAUAAACCACAGAAAGAUGCUGAGAGUGCCAACCUUGUGUUUUGCAAUCAGGAUUUAGAUUCUUCCUGUAAAAAUGAAGUGGUAGAGGCCUACCAAGCCUUGGAAGAUAAUUCUGUGGUUGCAGUAAUUCCCUUGAGAGUAGAAGCUCAAGAUCCCUCUGGAAAACAGUCAGAAAAUCGAGUCUGUCUUUCUGUAUCUGAAAUAGAAAAAGAAGCCAUGUCAGAAGCAACUUCAGAGGACCCAAGUGAGCUUAAAGCUGUUGCUCAUGUUAUGCUCUCUGAACAAGAGCAAGCCAGGGAACCCCACAUUGCUGAACAACCUGCCUCAAAAAAGGGUGGUGUCUGUACCCUGCCUCCUCAUGUUUCUCAGAGCCUCAAUGUUCUUGCUCACAAAGAAAAUGACAAUAAUAAAGUAAAGAUGAAUAGAAAUAAGUAUUCAUCGAAAUCUAAAAUUAAUAAUAAGGUAAAAGUAUCUGAAGACUUAAUUGCUUCUGAAGAGGUUACCACAAAAUCAAAUGCCAAGAGUCAGAAUUUUCCAUCUUUGGAACUGACAAAAGUGAAAUCUGAGACUUCCAUGAAGUGUCAUAAAAAAACCGCUCAAGGACACAAAGGCCAUGUUGGUCAGAACGCUCAGAAAAUUAAAAAGCAAAGUUACUCCUGUAGUUGCAAAAAUUCAGCUGUCUUAAAAAAACAUAUUACUCCACUUUGUCUGCCACAUGCACCCUCUGCUUCAGAUUUUGUAGAUCUGAAAUACACUGACAUGUUCAAAAUAAUAAAUUCAGAUGACCAAGGCCCAGGUAUUUACGAAAUGUUUGGAACUCCUGUCUAUUCCCGCAUGAGAGACCUCGAUCAGCACGAGGGCAGGUUUUGUAAAGGUGGUUAUUCUGUUCCACCAGGAAGAUGCACCUGCAGAUCUACCUGCAGUAAAGGGGGAGAAGGCAGCAGAGUCAGAAACACUCAAAAGAAAACACAUUCCAAGUCAAAGAAGACCAUACCUGGUGCUAGACAAAAGCAGAAAGGUUUGAUCACAAAGGACAGAAGGACCAAGUUGAGUGACCACAACACAGAGCAAGAUAAUGCAACAGCUUCUGACUUGGAUUUUCAAACACACACCUUGAGUAGCACAACAUUGUUUCAUGGAGACACAGAUCACCAGAUCACAUUUUUAGAAGAGCUUUCACAGUCAACUAAGCAAAAUGAAAUGUUUACAAAUUCAAACCUCUCAACUAUUAAAGAAGUUUCUUUGGAGCACUUGUUAGACAGCCAGAUUAAAUCCAGCCAUCAGAGAGCUGCUGCUUGCAGCCAGGAUCUCCUUCAGCUCAGUGAUCAAGGCUGCAGAGAAUGUAUUGCUCCAAGUGGCAGUCUGGUAACAGCAGAGCAGAAUAUCUGUGUGCCCCCGUGCAGGGGGGAUAUGGAUGGUGGCAAGGGCUGGGAAUCACACCAGGACUCCAAGUCUGUCAAUAAUAGUGAGUUGCCCUUUUCAGAUAGACUGGAAUGUCAAUCCCCUACAAAGAUAUUAGAUCACAGUUGUGCAAACACACCUCAAAACAGUGGUUUGGCAAAUGAAUUGACUCAAGCUUCAAUGAUUUGGACAAAAAAUGCCAAAAGCCCCAGUUCCCAGACAAGUCAAAACAUUUCUUCCUGGUCAGAUACUGAGGACGUGACUGAUGAGUUGCUUUGUUGUCUGGCCAAAGAAUUGCUAAUGCUUGAAGAAAAAGACACCAACUCUUCAAGAACAAAAAAUACAUGUUCUAAAAUACAAACCACACAGAGUGAAGAAGAGGAGAAUAUGAUGAAUGGAGAUGGAGCUAUAAUAAAUAGUGCUCUAGAGAAGAGUUACAGUAAAGCCUUUUUGGCUUCAAAUGAAGAAAAGGGCCUUCUAAACUUUGAUGAAUCUACUAAAUUACCAAGAAGCAGUUUAGCUACCAAAGACCCUAUCAUGUGGACAAGAGGAGAAGUCCUUGGAAAGGGAGCUUAUGGCACGGUGUACUGUGGUCUGACAAGCCAGGGACAGUUAAUAGCUGUAAAACAGGUGGUUUUGGAUACAUCAGAUCAACUCACUACAAAAAAGGAGUAUCAGAAGUUCCAUGAGGAAGUUGAUCUUUUGAAGACAUUGAAACAUGUAAAUAUUGUAACUUAUUUAGGAACUUGCCUGGAAGACAACAUUUUAAGCAUAUUCAUGGAGUUUGUUCCUGGUGGCUCCAUUUCCAGUAUUCUGAAUCGCUUUGGCCCCUUGCCAGAAGUUGUCCUGUGUAAAUACACUAAGCAAAUUCUACAAGGGGUUGCGUAUUUGCACGACAACUGUGUGGUGCACAGAGACAUCAAAGGCAACAACGUGAUGCUCAUGCCCACCGGGGUGAUCAAGCUGAUUGACUUUGGCUGUGCCAGGCGCCUGGCCUGGGCCAGCCUGAGCGGCACCCGCGGCGAGCUGCUGCGCUCUGUGCACGGCACUCCCUACUGGAUGGCUCCAGAGGUGAUCAACGACUCUGGCUAUGGCAGGAAAUCAGACAUCUGGAGCGUGGGCUGCACCGUGUUCGAGAUGGCAACAGGGAAACCCCCUCUGGCUUCCAUGGACAGGGUGGCAGCCAUGUUCUACAUCGGGGCCCACCGGGGGCUGAUGCCGGCCCUGCCCGAUCGCUUCUCCAGCGCUGCCGCGGAGUUUGUGCACGCCUGCUUAACCAGAGAUCAACACGAACGGCCUUCUGCUCUGCAGUUGCUGGACCAUCCCUUUGUGAAAGGAGGACAGUGAAUUUUUCCAAACUCUUGCCAAAUGAGCAUAUAUUUUCCAUGGAAAAGAUUUUCACUCGUGGAAAAAAAACCAGAAGGAACUGGACUUUAACGUGGCAGCAGAAAUACUGGAGAGCAGUUGUGUUCAAGGAGUCUGUUAUUAGGCAGCAGUGAUUAAAGAGUGCCUGUUCUGCAAUGCCCGUCCUUCACUGUGAACACAAGGCCACGUUGUGUUGUAUUUGGAGAGAUUUAAAGGGAAAAUAAAGUCACCAUCACUGGCAUGCAACAGGCCAGGUAAGCUGGAAUGUCUGUAAAAUCCUAUGGAACAAGCUAUGGGCAGAGAGCUCUGCAACUUGGAGAUGAGUAGUGAGUGUGAGGAUCCCACAGGAACCUCAGACCCUCUACUGGCAUAAAAUGUACUGAGGCUUUUAUUCAGCCAGGUGGGCCCUUUUGUUUUACUGGAUGGGCACUUCAAUUUUUAGCUGGUGAAUAAGUUUUUUGCAUACAUAGAUCACUGUGUUCCUGAGGCCCUGUAUCUCCACAGGAUACUGUGGUGCUAAUUGCAAGAGAUAAUGAUCUAAGGCAUGGGACUGCCUGUUUUAAAUGAAAUAGUGCAUUUUAUGGGCACUUUCAGGUCCCAGAAGGUUGAGGUUGGAAGGGGCUCUGGAGAUGUUCUGGUCCAGCCCCACUGCUCAGAGCAGGGCUGACUGCAACAGGUUGCUCAGGCCCUUUUGCCCCAUUGACUUUGAAUUUGACUAUGGAUGGAGACUCCACAGCCACUCCAGGCAACAUGCUCCAGACUUUAACCCCCUCAUGGUAAAAGUGAUUUUAUGUUUGAAGACUGUCUUAUAGGUCAAGUUGUCCCUUGUCCUGUCACUGCUAGAGUCUGGCUCUGUCUUCCUUACCAUCCCCAUGGGGUGCUGAUACUGAAAACCAGAAGUGUUUCUCUGACCACUGGAGUGAGCACUCUGUUCUGUGACUGGGUGACAGAACAGAGCCCCUCUGCACUCCAGUGGUCUUUACACUUAGUAGAACUAGCUACUACUGACUGCACAAAAUUAAAUAAAAUCUAAAAAGCCUUGUUAAGUAUUAAUAAAGCAAAACCCCCCCAGGUAUUAGUAUUUAGAAUGUCCUUUUGUUGACAAGGCUUCUUCCUAUCAAAAUGGGGUACAUCUUUAGGCCUUUGUGAGCACCCAGGCUCCAGGAAGAGAGGCAGUAAAACUCAGCCCUACAACUCUUCAGAGCUGAGCUCUCAAGAAUCCAAGAGACUGACCUCAGUGUCAGCUCUGAUGUAAUGUGAACAUUAUAAAACCAACUUUCCUCAGAGUGCUAAACAUCUUAAUUACUUAAAGAGCUUUCAAAUUUUAUUUUAUCCCAGUAGUCAGUCUCCUGACUUCAGAGAGUUAAGUCUAAACUUUAUAAAAGCAAGGAGAGAUCAGUACUUCUAGCAAAA